This is a messenger RNA of Lycium barbarum (goji berry), 918 nucleotides long. RefSeq lists its product as uncharacterized. The coding region runs from base 1 to 918 and encodes 305 amino acids. The transcript has 2 exons. The record is from RefSeq and is a predicted model, not a curated record. Gene Ontology annotation, molecular function: zinc ion binding. Lineage: Eukaryota; Viridiplantae; Streptophyta; Magnoliopsida; Solanales; Solanaceae.
AUGAAGAAGGCAUUCAAGGCUGGUUGUAGGAGGGCAAUUGGGUUGGAUGGGUGUUUUUUAAAAGGUGUUAGUAAAGGGCAAAUGCUUGUGGCUGUUUGUAAAGGUGGGAACAACCAGAUGCUAGCACUGGCUUGGGCAGUGGUUGAAGUUGAGAAUGCUUUUACUUGGAGAUGGUUUGUCAACAUUCUAAGGCAUGAUCUUGAGCUUGGAGAUGGGACUGGUUUGACAACUCUUUCAGAUAUGCAAAAGGGUCUGGAUAUAGCCAUUAAGGAUCUGCCGCCAAAUGCAGAACAAAGAAUGUGUGCAAGACAUGUGCUUGCCAAUUUUUCCAAAAAAUGGAAAGGCAUAGAGAUUAGAAACUGCUUCUGGAGAUGUGCUAAGUCCACAUAUGAGCAGGAGUUGCAAAAAUAUUUGGAUAAUAUGGAGAAGUUAGGUGAUGGAAUAAAUGGAGAUUUGUUGUAUUACAACAUAGAUAGGUGGUCCAAGGUCUACUUUAAAUACCUCAGCUGUUGUGAUAGUGUUGACAACAACAUGGCCGAGAGUUUUAAUUCCUGGAUUUUAGGGCCAAGGCACAAGACCAUUAUCACAAUGCUUGAGGAAAUUAGAGUCAAAAUGAUGAGAAGGGUAAGACAACUAAGAGAGUUUUCUGAGACUUGGAUAACAAACAUCAGCCCAAUGGCUUUGAAGGUAUUGCAAGAGAACACAUCAAAGUCAAUGAAGUGUACUCUUGAAUGGAAUGGUGAAUAUGGCUUUGAGGUCAAGGACAGCUGGGGUAAUAAAUUCAUAGUAAAUCUGAACAGCAAUACCUGCACUUGUAGAUCUUGGAUGCUGAAAGGUAUUCCCUGCUGUCAUGCCAUAGCUGCACUUCAUUUCAGAAAAUUGGAACCUAUUCACUAUGUUGCACAUUGGUACAUUUAG